Messenger RNA from Pelecanus crispus (Dalmatian pelican), 1436 nucleotides. Lineage: Eukaryota; Metazoa; Chordata; Aves; Pelecaniformes; Pelecanidae. The record is from RefSeq and is a predicted model, not a curated record.
GUCAGAGUGCCAGAUGCAGUACACACCACUGGAUCUGCUGAUACACAUCCUCUAAUGGAAAGCAAACUUAAAGCAUUCAGUAUUGGCAAAAUGAGUGCUGCCAAACGGACUCUGAGCAAGAAGGAGCAAGAAGAAUUAAAAAAGAAGGAGGAUGAGAAGGCUGCUGCAGAAAUUUAUGAAGAAUUCCUUGCUGCCUUUGAAGGAAGUGAUGGUAAUAAAGUGAAAACAUUUGUAAGAGGAGGAAUCGUUAAUGCAUCUAAAGAGGAGCAUGAAACAGAUGAAAAACGGGGUAAAAUCUAUAAGCCUUCAUCACGAUUUUCAGAUCAAAAAAAUCAACCAAGCCAGCCAUCUAAUGAGAAGCCUCCAUCCCUCUUAAUGAUAGAAACCAAAAAGCCUCCUUUGAAGAAAGGGGAGAAGGAAAAGAAAAAGAGUAAUUUGGAACUUUUUAAAGAAGAACUAAAACAAAUACAAGAGGAGCGUGAUGAAAGACAUAAAACAAAGGGUAGAUUGAGUCGUUUUGAACCACCCCAGUCAGACUCGGAUGGCCAGCGUCGUUCAAUGGAUGCUCCUUCAAGAAGAAACAGAUCAUCUGGUGUACUGGAUGAUUAUGCACCAGGGUCGCAUGAUGUUGGAGAUCCAAGCACAACAAAUUUGUAUCUUGGAAACAUUAAUCCUCAAAUGAAUGAAGAGAUGUUAUGUCAAGAAUUUGGACGCUUUGGACCAUUAGCGAGUGUUAAAAUUAUGUGGCCAAGAACUGAUGAAGAAAGAGCGAGAGAAAGAAAUUGUGGCUUUGUUGCCUUUAUGAACAGGAGAGAUGCUGAAAGAGCAUUAAAGAAUUUAAAUGGCAAGAUGAUUAUGUCGUUUGAAAUGAAGCUAGGUUGGGGCAAAGCUGUACCUAUACCACCACAUCCAAUAUACAUUCCGCCUUCUAUGAUGGAGCAUACCCUCCCGCCUCCUCCAUCAGGACUGCCUUUUAAUGCCCAGCCUAGGGAGAGGUUGAAGAAUCCUAAUGCUCCAAUGUUACCACCACCAAAAAACAAGGAAGAUUUUGAGAAGACUCUGUCGCAAGCCAUAGUCAAAGUGGUUAUCCCAACAGAAAGGAAUUUGCUCGCUUUGAUACAUCGAAUGAUAGAGUUUGUGGUACGGGAAGGGCCUAUGUUUGAAGCCAUGAUCAUGAACCGAGAAAUCAACAAUCCAAUGUUCAGGUUUUUAUUUGAAAACCAGACUCCAGCCCAUGUAUAUUAUAGAUGGAAGCUUUAUUCAAUCCUUCAGGGAGAUGCUCCAACCAAGUGGAGGACAGAAGAUUUCCGUAUGUUCAAGAAUGGAUCGUUUUGGAGGCCACCACCAUUGAAUCCAUACUUGCAUGGGAUGUCAGAAGAGCAAGAAACGGAAGCAUUUGUGGAGGAACCGAACAAGAAGGGUGCACUUAAGGAAGA